AUGUCGUUAACGCCUGAACAGCAGAAUCUCAAGCAACGCUUCGAUGCAGAACUCGGCCCAGCCGCCUUCGACGAAACAUGGUCUCGCAUGCUGAAACAUGCACCUGAGAUGUUCACUGCAAGCUUGCGACUCACUGGCGUGCCGAAAAAGAAAGGCUACCUCUCACCCAAGGUACAAAGCCUUGUGCACACCCGCGCCGCGCUAGCCAAUGGCGCAACAAAAGCCGAGAUUGUUGAAACCCUAUGCCUAACCUCAACUCUGGGUAUCCAUGCCGGUACUACUGGCAUUCCCAUUUUGUGCGAAGUGUUAGAAGAGCAAGGAAAGGGUAUCCCAAAGGGUCUGGAAGGCAUGAACAAGGGACAGUUGGCGUUGAAAGAAGACUUUGAAAAGAAGCGGGGUUACUGGAAUACUAUGUGGGAAGAAUUCCUCAGACUGAGUCCCGAGUUCUUUGAUGCAUAUACGGAAUUUAGCUCCGUGCCAUGGGUGAAUGAGGGGGGCAAAGGAGUGCUAGAACCAAAAGUCAAGGAACUCAUAUACUGCGCGUUCGAUACAGCUGCCACUCACAUGUACCAGCCGGGGCUAAAGCUCCACAUGAGGAAUGUGCUCAAUUACGGAGGGACAGCAGAAGAAAUCAUGGAAGUUCUCGAGUUAGCGUCACUGCUCAGUAUAAGCACGAUGGAUGUUGGGUUAGAGGUCCUUGAUAAGGAACUGGCGAAGCAGUCAUUCUGA
Messenger RNA from Cucurbitaria berberidis CBS 394.84, 729 nucleotides. RefSeq lists its product as uncharacterized. Gene Ontology annotation, molecular function: peroxiredoxin activity. Bases 1 to 729 code for a protein of 242 amino acids. NCBI's taxonomy places the organism in Eukaryota, Fungi, Ascomycota, Dothideomycetes, Pleosporales, Cucurbitariaceae. The transcript has 3 exons. The record is from RefSeq and is a predicted model, not a curated record.